Cyphellophora europaea CBS 101466 is the source of this 1014-nucleotide messenger RNA. RefSeq lists its product as uncharacterized. The record is from RefSeq and is a predicted model, not a curated record. Bases 1 to 1014 code for a protein of 337 amino acids. The transcript has 3 exons. Gene Ontology annotation, cellular component: plasma membrane; cellular bud neck. NCBI's taxonomy places the organism in Eukaryota, Fungi, Ascomycota, Eurotiomycetes, Chaetothyriales, Cyphellophoraceae.
AUGUCCAACGUAAUCGAUGAAGUCAAGAGUGCGCCCGACACGUUUACGAGUUGGGACAAAUGCAUGGACAAGGCUUACUGCAAAUGGCCGGCCAUUAUCGGUAUUGUCGUUGGCUCGCUGAUCCUUCUCUCGGUGCUAUUCUGUCUGGUACAAUGCAUCUGCUGCGGUGUAUCCUGCGCAAAAAUGCUGUGCUGCUGUUGCAAUGGCUGUGAUUGUGGUGGCAAGAACAGACGUCGUGACCGAGAUGACCGGCCUAGUCACAAAGACAACGAAUACCAUCAACUGCACUCCCAGAAUCCCUACUCCGGCUAUCAGCCACCGAGCAUGAUGGCGCCGACCUAUCGCGGAGUGCCCCAGACGGCCACGUUUGAAGACUCCAAGGGUGGUGACACUCUGCCCGCCAUGCCAACAUGGGACAAUGCUACAACUCAUCGCGUCGAGGUGCAGGAGCCUCCACGUCACAGGCCGGACGAUGUCGAGAUGGGACGGCUGAACCCAGGCUACUCAAAAGGCGGCUAUGAUCAAGUCCCUCUCUCGCCAGCCUCACCUACUGGAGCAGUCCCAGGAUAUUUUCCCCCUCAGCAAUCUCACCCGUACCAGUCGGAUAUGGGCGCACAACGUAUGAAUCACCAAUCUACUGGAUACGGUCACGGCUUCGACCCUGCACCUAUUCCCAGCUCUCCCGCACCUACAUACCAAACCCACGCCCCUCACCCAUCCACAGGCGAUCGUUUCAUGUCAGGAGCUGCUUCUCCACCCCCGCACCACUAUCAAUCCAACAGUCCUUCUUAUGCUCCUUCGAGCACCAACUACGAGCCCAGCCACAACGACUACUCUUCUCGAGCCAACACCUUCUCUCCUCCGCCGGCCGGCACCAUGCCCACCGGUAACAGUUACAGUACCUACAAUAACUCGUCCGCUUUCGAGGCCCAGACAUCACCCAGAGAAGCUCGUCCGCCCUCACUGCUGCAAGUCGGCAGAAAGGCCGUGCCCGGUACUAGACGGGAGGUAUAA